This is a messenger RNA of Sphenostylis stenocarpa, 759 nucleotides long. Lineage: Eukaryota; Viridiplantae; Streptophyta; Magnoliopsida; Fabales; Fabaceae. The record is from the annotation of a GenBank genome assembly.
AUGGCCCAAUGGGCCUUUCACUGGGCAGUGUAUAUCCACUGUUGCUAUGGAUGGGGCCAUAGUGGUCUUCGUUGGCAAAAGCAAAAAACCUUAGAGAAUCGGAGAAGGCAUCAUGUUUCCAGGAAUGUUCAUGCGGAAGCCGGACAAAGCUGCAGCACUGAAGCAGCUGAAAUCUCACGUGGCCAUGUUCGGGGCAUGGGUUGUUGUUGUUCGAGUCACCCCUUACGUUCUUCACUUUCUCAGUUCCGAGAAAGAAGAACUCAAGCUCGAGCUCUAGCUUCUCACUUUCCUCGCCUGUUAAUGGAUGAAUUACCUGGCUCCUUGGGCACCAUCGCCAGCUUCAGUCUGAGAUUGGGCCAGACCAUGUUCUCUUCUGCUUCCCUUCUCUUCAUGUCUUUGGGGGUUGAAUUCUACAGCUUCACGGCUUUCUGUUAUUUGGUGACAGUUAUGGGGUUGGUCAUACCAUGGAGUUUCACAUUAGCAUUAGUAGAUGGAUAUUCUGUUCUGCUCAAAUGCCCCAUUCGUCAACCAGGAAUACUCUUGAUUAUUGUUGUGGGAGAUUGGGUAUUAUCAAUCCUUACACUGGGAGCAGCUUGCUCAACAGCAAGUGUUGUGGAUCUCCUGCUCAACGCUCAUGGGUCUUUUUGCCCCCCAAAGCUCUGUAGCAGGUACAGGAUAUCUGCAAUUAUGGCCUUUUUCUCAUGGUUUCUAUCUUUGACAUCCUCUCUAUUUAACCUUUGGAUAUUAGCCUCUUUGUGA